AUGGCUACACCGGGCAGCCCAGUAACAAUCAGGAGAGGUGAAGAGAUGGAGAUGGAAAAUCUAGAGGAAAGAAACAAAGAAACUGAUGAUUUGGGGGGAAACAAAGAAGAUCAGAGUACAGAAAGUACCAGUAAGUAUUUUUGAAUUGAUCUUUAGCGAUAAGUAUACCGUAUUUACCUCAGACCUCUGAAAAAGAAAUCGGAUUAGGGGAGUGCAGGGUCACAGUAUCGGUAACGAAGAUGAAAAUAUCAAAAUCCAGACCUUAUUAUCUAUGCUGUAGUACUUGCUAAUAUUGAUUAAUUUUACAGUAUUAGAUGUUCAGGGGAUGUUUUGAAGCAAAAGUACCAUCCAACAACAAAACAGGAACAAGGGAGCACAUGCAUGAAGCAUAUAGGUUUAUGCAAUAUAAUAUUUGACAGCAAAUUGAAAACAUAAAAACGUUUUGCUCUUUUUUUUCGUUGAUGAAUUUGAGACAAACUGAUUUGUAUAUAGAAUCGCUUUUCAACAUCUUAUGACGAAAUAUACGAAUCUUUCUUCCCUCAUCACUUUCUCGCCUCCACGAACAGUUUCAGACAGAGAGGGAGUGGAUUUAUGACAGCCAUUUGCUUUGUACAUCUCUUACUGUUUUGUCAAUAGAAUUUGAAGACUCACUGAGAAGUUCUUUAGAGAAAGGCAAAUUUGAUGAGAUCACUGACAAAAUAACACCGCGGGCUCUUACAAAAUGUAACACCAACGCUUUACUUAUGGCAAUGGAGGUAAGUUUGACACCUGACCCUGUUGUGAACGCGUUAAUUCUUCCCAAUAUAUCCUUUUUUCAGUUGUCUUUUUAUGACUUCACUUAAGGGAGAAUAAUGUAGGAAAACCUUUGAUUUUUGUCCUUAGAUAAGUUUAAUUAACAAUUCUGAACUUUAGAAAUGUGUCUCCAAAAAUUACCUUUUCACCUUCAGAAAUGUCCCAGAGACUGGGAACGAGUCAAGAAAGGCAAAUGACAUCAUGUGACGUCAGUUAAAGUUGAAGAUGAUCGGGGGGUGUGGACAAUGACAAUCCUUCUUAUUUGCUGCCACCUUGAAAAUCAUUCUACAUUCUUGCAAAUCAGAGAAUCAGAGAAUUCGCGUCUUUUGAAGGCGGAAAAUAAUCUUUGCAAGAUUCUUGACAAGUUUAAAUUUUGGAUACAUAUUCUAAGCAUAUUUAAGAAUAAUUAUGACAAAAGGAAAAUUCGUGCCUUAGGCUGGAAGAGUCUAUUGAACGCGGCAGUAUUAAUCGUAGUCUUCGAACACUAAAUGCCAAAUGAAGAUGACAAAAAAAGGAAGCUACGGUGGCCCACAACUGUUACGGCAAAACAAAAUACCUCACGGCAAAAACAAAACCUCACGGCAAAACCAAAAACCUCACGGCACAAACAAAAUACCUCACGACAAAACCAAGUAGCUCACGGCAAAACCAAAUACUUCACAGCAAAAACCAAAUAUCUCACGGCAAAAGCAAAUACUCACGGUAAAACCAAACCUAUUUUGUUUUUGCUGUGAAGUAUUUGGUUUUGCCCUGAGGUUUUUGGUUUUGCCGUGAGGUAAUUUGUUUUUGCCGUGAGGUAUUUUGUUUUUGCCGUGAGGUUUUUGGUUUUGACGUGAGGUAUUUUGUUUUUGCCGUGAGGUUUUUGGUUUUGCCGUGACAGUUGUGGGCCACCAUAGGGAAGCGCCUUAAAAGACGGAUAUACAACAUAUAACAACACAUCCCGGUUAUCACAACAUUUAAUAGAUGGCUACAAUAAUAGUACGCGCACUCCGGUCGGAGCGGACAAGGUUAUCUUGUAAUGACCGGGCAUCUCGGCGUGACGGCUCUUUUGAGUUCAUGAGUAAAAGCUACGAGCGCAAUGGUCAAAAACAACCAAAAAUACCGACAAUUAACAUACAACUAAUUUUUCAGUAACUGAAAGAAAAAUAUUUACCCUACCUAGCAUACUGAUACUUCUACACAGUACUGAGCGGCGAACAGGACCACUGCGAGAGCUAGUGUGUGUUGUGUUGUGUUGUUUUACAAUAGAGCUCAAUGGCCAUAUAAUAACGUAUUAACCUAGUCGUCCAUUCGGUCAUCACAGGGAAAUUUCGGAUAUCGGCCUCAAUGUAUUGACCUCAGUUUCGGUUAACAAGUGGUAUGAAAUAUAAAAAAACGGUUAUAUAACACAUAAUCAAUAAUCAACGAUAUAAUCAAAAUAAUCAUCAUAUAAUCAGUACAGCCGGAUUCGAAACACGUUUCGAACUUUUUUCAAGGAAUGGGGGAAGAAAUGGGCUUUGUCUUACGAGGAAGGAGCUGGCAGCCGGUAAGAAUUGGGAAAAUUCGGUGAAAUAAGAUCGACCGAGUUCGUCUGACUCAGUAGACUGGAAGUUGAAUGGUGGGAAUGAAUUUCUGUCAAAGUCCAUUUUGUCAAUACUGAUCGGAUUGUGUAUACUUUAUAUGCUUUUGUAUAAGGUUCCUUUAUAAAAAAAUAACACCGAAAAAACAUGACAAACAAAUUUAAAGCCUUUAUCGCCAUUAAUUGCACAGGUGAAUUUUAAGCUCCACCGCUUAGCAGGGAGGAAAGGAUCUGAUGAAGAAGAUUUUACCAAGUUAGCGAACUCAGUGGACGAGUUUACCAGUUGUUUACUUGACCCUUUAAAGUCCAAAAAGGAAGCUCGUCAUGCCUAUAGGGAUUCUUUGGAUUAUCUUUUAGACGCUGGCAUUGAAAUGAAGCAAAAGAAGGUGAUUUAAUUUUUUUAGCUCUGUAACUUCGUAUUUAAAUGUAAAUGGCAGUGAAGGGCUAUCACGGAAACUGCGAAUGCUUUUUGGAGAUAAUUCUGGAGUAGAAUAGUUUUCCAAGUCAACUUGCACUCUUUUAUUGCAGUUUUUCACUCAUCCAGUAAUGAACAACUUGAUGACGAAAAAGUGGUUCGGGACAUUCGGUAAAAUGAAGAGAUCUUCCUGGCUGGAGGUUGGACGGUGGAAAUGGCUUUUUCUCAACAUUUGGUGUUUAUUUGACAUUUUCAUGUUCCCAUUUUUGUUUACUAUGUUUUAUAUCAAGCAUUGCUUUAACAAAGCUACACGUCGAAGCAAAGGUAAACAAGACAUUCACUUGUUAACAACGAUAGGAAAGCUAAUAGUGGAUGUUGACGGCUUGAUUAAAUAGUGAUCAAUAAUAAUAAAUACUAGUAAUGAUAAAAAGCAAGAAGCAAACAAACAACUCUGAGCCUCUUGUAGACCAAACAAGAGAGCAGCGUUGUAACUCAAGUUCGUAGAUGCUCAAACUGGGUUGGUUGCCCACUAGGGAGCAACGGGACUGGCACCUGCAUUGUACUUAAAGCAGCCCAAAAGGCUUUGUACCAUCAACAGUAGCCAAGAAAUGAGAAACUGUUAGCCACUAUAGAACGCUACGCUUUAGUGAGACAAUAAACCUUGUAAUACCACUGGUAUCGAGUACCUUUCAGGACAGUGAAUCCAAACUGUUUCAAUUCCCUUCCUGCUCCGAUUAAAUCUUGCAUCAAUUUUUGAUCUUUCUCCAAACAGACCGUCAAUAUUUUAAAAGAGCGAAGUAAAAAUGUAGUAAUGUAAUAGAUUCAAAUACAGUUUUCAAAAAAAUGACAAACCUGUCAUGCGAUUUGUUGAGACAAUAAUAAUUUAAUCUGAAAAAUUAAACAAGUUCAACACCAUUCCAUGACAAUCCAUCUGAUGUAAUUUAGUACAUUUGACUGCAAGACAGGAAAAAGCAUAAAAGUAAGGCUGGGACCACUCGACUCUAGCCCGAGUUUUACUGAGUAAUACGUUUUCAAAAAGGGAUUAAGAAUGUCGCAUUUAUAAAGGAAUCCGUCUUCGGUACAUUUUUACAAAAGUACUGCUCUUUCAACAGAGAUGGACAUUACCUUUAUUAUAAACGCAACCUCAGAUGUCGCAAAUGUUGCCUUGGAAUUGAUGAAGGGUACCAUAAAUACCUUGCUGCGCAAGUACAAGAAUAACCAUCAAGUGAAGUUCCAGAUCUUAAUUCACGGAAAAGAUGACUCUCCGAGGGAGAUUUCUUUGAAAGAUGGAGAGAACAUAGAAUUAAAAAGAGAUACCGAGGUUAAAACUCCUGCUCUUCAUGAAGAUCUGAAGAAAGUAACACAGACAUCCAGUCAGUAUGUUCAGGUCAGUAUGUGUUAAUAAUAUAGAAAAAGCGUGGUUCCUUUUUAAAUUAGAGUUUUGGUUGGCAAGUUGAAUUCACUGGAGAUGCAUGAGCCAACGUUGCUCAUAUUACUUGAUGAAGCCAAGCCUGAUAUUUCAACUUAAACAGAAGGAGAUCAAGAGGUCGCCAGUAAAUUCUUCUGUUGACUAAUUUCUCCUCCUUUUCCACUUAGCCAUUUUAAGCAGCUUUCUGCAAGGCAUAUCCCAAAAUUAUGUGCUUUAACGCUUAAAAGAUGGCUGCCUAGCGCCUAUGCCCAAAUUCCUUUUGUGUUUUUAUGAACUUUUUACUGAAACAGGUAACCCUUAGGAGCGGGCAAGAUAAGCUCACCUUGCCUGCUCGCUGGGCUAGUCAUAUAAUAAAACUACUUUCAAUUCGUUAAAAUCUUAGCCUCCCUUAAUUGCAGCUAUUUUUGCAACGUCACGCAACGUUCCUCCCCAAUAUAGAGGAGAGGAUCUGGACUUAAGUCAGCAGCGUCCAACGUCUACAGCUAAUUAAAACUGAGCCUGGAGAUGCUAAUUUAUUGUUUCCAACAUUGAUCUAGGUUCUGGUGAUCCUUACAGACCAUAAAGUUUGUGAAAGGCAUAAAAAAGAACACGUUAAAGAAGAAAUUAAGAAAGUCGAAGAAAAGGGAUUUAAGAUAGUGCCAGUGGGCAUCGGUCCGCAUAUUAACGUCCGGGAAUUAGAGAGGAUCAACAAUGACAGGAGUAAGGUCAAGCGCUUUGGAGAAUACGCAAAUCCGGAAAUUGUAGGGAAAAGUAUUUUGCACGGUAUGUUGCUAUUUGGUAUAAUCGAACUUCGAAUACUUCUUGGCGCAAAAUGGGGAAAUAUUGAGUAAGGCUUUUUUCUAGACAGGUGAAAUGUAGAAGUUACUUUUGGUGUUUUUGCUUCUUUGUAACGUUCAGCUGUCGUGUGAAACUAUCUAGGUGGACACCAUGUCACCUGUUCGGUAAAUCUUGAAAACGAUCUCCAUAUCUAAUGAGUGUUCAGUCGUUUUGAAGUUACCUAAACAUGUCCUUUCUUAAUUUGAAACUCGCUGAUCACAUUUAAUUGAUUUAUCCUUUUUGUUGAAUGAAAUAUAAAAUAAUAAAAAUUGGCAAAUGGGCGUCGUAGAGUCAGCGAUUAAUGGGCAUUCGUUACGUUUUUUGUUAUUUUAUUUCAGUUAUUCUAGUAUACGUUAGCAGGAGCCGAAACGUUCCUAAAACCAACAUCACAAUGUUUAUGAAAAAAUUGCUUUGUAGUGUACUACAGCGUUUUACGGAAACUGAUGCAACUCUGAAGCUUUUUGAAGUCCCCGAGAUUUUCAUCCCUAAAUUUAAAUAUUAAUAGGCAUGAAUAAUGCAGGUGUAUUGUUGCUUAUCUGUUUAUUCUUUUAUUUAUUAGAACUUCACGGAAUAGAUUGGAUUGGUAAGUUUUUUCUUAACACAAUGUACUUUUUUUGACAGUUAUGUUUUUGUUAAUCGGCCGACUUACUUUCCGAUGGUCGCCGUUUUUCUCCAACUGGAAAUUCACCUGUGUUCGCAGGCUUUUUAGUAAUUCUACCGAUUUAUCAGAUUGAAAUAGAAGUUACUACAGAUACUUACAGAGAGUUACAAGUCAGGUUGGACCCUUAAGCAUAGCGACGUCUCAGAUGUCACAGCUGUUUUGUAUGAUUUAGGAAAAAAGGAAGACAACUUUGACGUCAGAAACCCAUAAGGGGUUGAAACGUGUAACUCGCGUUCAGUGCUCGUGAAUAUUCGUUUUGACCAUAUUUGGAAACCAUAGUGACGGAUAUCCAUUUUCAACAAAAUGGCUACUGCGCGAUCACGAUGCAGAUGUUUUAAGACAAGAGUUCUGCAUUUCAAGGUUAAAAAUACGCCGUUAAAAGACAAAAAAUGGAAAGAGAAAGUUCAAAAGAAUGCUCAGCUUUCUUUUUGUGGAAAAAGGGAAGCUUUUCAUCAAGAAAUCGUCCUUCGAGGAAUUCAACCUUGUUUUCUUCACGGCGGAGCCCAUGGUCUGUUUUGAAAUGCAGCCAGGCGCUAAAGAAAAAUUAUGAAAUGUGCCCUGAUUUGAGAUGGAUUUUGUGUUGAAUUUUGCCAUGUGCUUAGCUGAUUUCACUUGCGUGAACGGAUCCACGAUCCAGAUCCACCGAUCCACAAUCCAGUGUUUUCCGAAUUGCUUUAAAGGAUUAACUUUUUGGACUUUGAAUAAAAAUUUUCAAGAAACGGCUUCUCUGUCUAUUGUUUUGAGUUUGUUCAUUCAUAAAAUUAGCUCAAAACACGAUCGUGACUACAACAUCAAAGUUUAAUUUAAGCUUGUAAAAUGCUUCUCACAUUCAUUACAAGCAUCACUUUUUGCGAAGAUGUCAGGUUCAGGUUUUGGACACUUUUCGAUAAGCAGCUAAUGAAUUUUAUUCGAAAAUAUUUUUCGCUGUUUAUUCUAGACUUUAACAUAAGAAUUUUAAAAGCCUAUUUGCAGUAUAAGUUUACUGUGCAGAGGGUCAACGAGGCAUCGUUUUUUGAAGUGACAAUUUCAAGAAGUUGCGAGGCCGUCAAUAGGUUUCAUAAUGUUACGUUUGGCCCGGGUGGUAAGGCAAUAAUAGAGACCUUUAGCAUUAGGUAAACCGCAAACCGCAGUUACGCGUUUGCAGUUUCGCGUUGCCGAGAUUUCAAACUUUAGCAAGGCGUUCAGUUCAGUUCCGUUCACUUUUAUUUAGCCAAAAUACAAUACAAUACAAGAAUACAUAUAGGAAUUGUAAGGUUGCAAGGGAGCCCAGAAGAAACCAGAAGGCUUUAUGAAGCCUGAGCUCCCCUGUCUAAAAGAAAUAAGCAAAAUAAAAUGAUAUUCGCGGAGUGAUACGUUAAAAAUAGGAACCAAACAGAGACUGAGUUAAGUCAUGAAUUCAGUAACAAGAUAGAAAAAAAAAUUUAACUCUGGAUUGGAACAGAAUACUUUCCAUUGUUAGUGCGGCAGAAAGGAAUAGAAAAUUGAUUUGAACUACGCGUUCAUUUGUUUAGGCCCGCCAUGUUGUUUUCAUCAAGUCGAAGUGCAUCACUUUAACCGCCCAAAAUCAAUUUUUUGUGGUAAAAAACCUUGCCGUAAAUCACUUACCGCUGGAAGCCCCUCCUGCGGUUCAAACGUGAACUGCAAACUGCAAACGUGACCGCAAGGCCGUGGUCACAUGACAUUUUGCGGUUUGCGGUUUGCCGUUUCCCACGAAAAACCCGAUAAUAAAGGUCCAUAAUAUCCUGCUCGGUUUCAGUAAUAUUCCUGGUUUCAACCUUUGAAAGCUUUCUCGGCUUUCGGGAGUUUUUCUCCCGUUUGUCGGCCAUUUUUUUAAGCGGGCGCGGGAACCUGAAGGAAAAUUACGUCACGUUGUUUACGAAGUUUGAUUGGUCAGUUAUCUCUUCUUCUUGUUCCAAAUAUGGUACUUUCUAAAAUGAAUAAUCACGAACAUCGGACAAAGCAAACAUAUGAGAGUUACACGUUUCAACUCCUUAUGAGUUUCUGUGACGUCUAAAGGCAUCUCUUUUGUUUACGGCAGAUACGUUAGUAAAUCAUUUUUGGAGAAAUUUUAAACUGAUCUGGCUCCCAGCUGAAGAGGGAAGGGAUUUUGGUUUGCUUAAGUUGACUUUUAAAGCAUUUCACUCUAAGCAGUGGCCUUCAUAUUAGAACUUUGAGAGAGUCUCUAUAUGUAGACGUUUGCGCUCUUCGGACAUCUGUAAGAUUACAAGUUCCUGUGGAAAAAAGAACAUUCCAGGACACUGCGGCCGCCCUUUUUAAUAAUCUUACUCAUAAUCUGAAAAAGUGUGACGGUUCUAAUCUAUUUACUUCGCGCUGUUUUAAAUUCUUAAGGAACCGGGCACAGAUCAGGUCAACUUAUCUUAAUUGUAUUAAAGUUUACUGGGAUUAUUGUAAAUAUUUUCUCUUUUAAUCGUUAUUUAUUCUAUUUUUUUAGUAUAUUUUAUUGUAAAUAAUCGAUACACAUUUUCAGUUUUUAGUUUUUUAAUAGCAAAAGAUAAAGAGCCACAAUGUGGAAACCUGGUUAUCAAACAUAUUACUUAUUUACUCACCGUAAAAGCCUGCAACAAGAAGGCUCUCCAUUUGGGAAUCGAGAGAGGGGGCUAAUGAUCAUUCACGUGACUUUUUACGCUCGCGAUUUGCAAAGGAAGAGCUUGCUAGAGGCUGUGCCCUUUUGGACGAAAUUGACGUUAAGUAAAGAUCAAUCGUGAAGUUUGAUAACAAACUCAACCUAAAUAAAUCUGCAGGCCAGAAAUCGAGAAUUGGAGAAGAGAGAGUGAGGGUUUCUAAACAGCCGGAAUAGCUGAACCUCUUAAGACUUGUCCCAGCAACGAAAAAUUCCAAUACGUUUUCUUACUAGUGGUUCCUAAAGGAGGUUUAAGAGCUAUGGGUAGAUGCUUAAGUAACAUGCAUUGUAUUUAUCGAGCACGAAAGAUGCUGGCAAAAUGAGGGAAUUUAUUUGGAAACAGCGUCCAUAUUUUUUGUGUCCUUGCCUGGCCAUUAGGUGAUAUAUAAAACAGUUAUUGCUAUUGUUAUGGUAUAUUUAUGUAUAAUUCUUAUUUUAUGUAUCAUUCUUGUCCUUACUGUGUUUGCAGAACGUUACCAAGAAUACUUUACAACUCCCUACUUCGUGUUCAUUCGAGACACGCUCAGCUACCUGGCACUGCUUGGUUUACACUUCGCUCUUUGUCUUGAGACAUCAAGCAUCCCGUUCAGCGGUCUAGAGUGGGCUAUUUUGGUGUUCUUCCUGGGAAGGAUCUUGAUGGAAAGUCGACAGUUCCUAGGUGUCCAGGAACAACUCAAAGGUGACUCUGCAACUAAGAAAUCAAGGGGACCAAAGGCGGAGGAAAAGAAAUCAACUAGGAAUUUAAGAGGAUCAGCGUACCAAUUCUGCGGUGAAGAAGCAGAAGAAGAAAAAGGGAAAGCAGCCAUUUUUCUACAUAGAUGCAAAAAAUACUUGAGGUAUAACAUAACAACUUUAACAUAACAUAACAACUUUAUUUAAGUGUCGAUGUCCUUAGCUUAUAAAAGCUAAUUGGAGACACUAAAAUAAUGGGGAAAAAAAAAGAAAAAAUUAUAAAUGAGUUUAUACAUGGUAUCAUUAGGGUAAAUUUAUAAUUCUCUAAAAUCUAACAUUUAUAAAAAGUUAAAAUUUAAAAGUUAAGAAAAUACGGAUAAAUAUAGAAAAAAAUGGUAAAAAUAUUUCUAAAGAACUACAAAGUUCCACAUUUUAUUGGUGGUUGUUUAUUAGUCGUUGUUGCUGUUAGUGGUGGUGUUGUUCCUUUACAUUUUUCAUUGUUUUUAACUACAUAUAUAGAAGUGAAUAGUUCCAGUUUGAAGAAUCUUUAACGGACCUUCUUUUUGAAUUUUGGAAAGUGUUGUAUUCAAGGUCGAGGUUAAUUAAAUAUUAGCUUCCAUAAAACUCUAACUUGUUCUCUACCAAAUAACAACAAGCAUCUUACGACACUAUUUGCCUUGACAAUCAACUCACAAUGCUUCGCAUAUUGUUUUUGUUUUGUAGUUAAGUGAUAUUUAAGGAUUUAAUAAUGGCUUUUUGAGAAAAAUUCACUCAGUUAAAUAAAAGAGGAAGGGAAGAGAAGAGCGGUGGAUGAAAAAGGAAGGCUCUAAUCUCAAUGAAAAUUUUCCAUUUCUGUUUAAUCCGAUACAAAGAUAAUUUAUAUAUUCUAUAGAGAUCGAUGGAACAUUUUGGAUUUCAUCGCCCUUCUGAACUACUUAGUGACCUUUGUACUCAGAGUAGUCACGUGGAACUUGUCAGAAUCUGUCACCGACAAUCGAGCUCUCGUUUUUUCUGGUUAUCUGUAUGGCCUUAAUACCAUGUUCCUUACACUUCGAGCCUUUGGUCACGUGAUGGAAACAAUCAAGGGGAUUGGUGCCAUUCAGAUCGCUUUGUUUCAAAUCAUCGGUGACGUGAUAACGAUAUUCUGGCAGUUUAUUGCAACUAUUUUGGCGUUUUCUUUCUCCAUUACCAAGGUGUACAUGGCAGAAAGAUCAUUCAUUUCCAACAAUAAUGGCACGGAAUCGUAAGUAGAGUACAUCUUUAGCGUAGUAUAUUACUAGGUGAUGCAAGACAUUUUCUAGCUACUUAAAAAUGCAGGAAUGGGAUUGAAUACCUAACACAGUAACAGCUGUCUCUAAUGCUACUUUUUUUUCUUCCCGACUAACAGUAACGUUAAUUUGUGUUUAUACAGUAUACUAAUAUUGACUGUAAGACAUGUUAUAGCAAAGGACAGUAUAUAGAACUCAACAUGAGCUGCCAACAAAGGUAGUUACGUGUAUUUAGAUCCUCAUAAUCUAAAUACACUUAAAAAGCAGUUUGUUAUCGUCCGAUGGAGUCAAAUCUGCUCUUAAAGAUUUACUUUUUGUAUUCGUUUAGAGAUCAGUCGUUGGCCCCGGUCGAUGUUGUACACCUCGCCUCUUUGAGACAUCAUCAAACGCCAUAAGCUUGACUUCUACUUUUAUACAGACGAUACACAAAUCUAUUUGGCCUUUAAGUCAAAUGCAGCCUAGACUGUUCACAGUCCCCUAUUUUUUCAUGAGAUCGUUUAAACAUACCACGUCUUACCCUCACGGCUAUCUUGAUUUUCAAUUGUACGGGGGGGCGUCGGGUAUUAUAGCUGGAGGGGGGCGAGAUAAUUUUUCUAUUUUUCUCGCUUCCUCCCAAACCGCCCCCGCCCCCUAGGUAGUUUUGACACUCAUGCAAGAUGGGUAGCCCGUAACGCAAAGCUCUCGAUCUCGAUGAUCUUACGGAAAAAUAGAGGACUGUGAACAGUCUAAAUGCAGCCGAACAACAAUAGCAGCAGGGUUUUUUUUUCAUUUGCGCAGUUUAGCUGAGAUAAGGGACUGUUUAUCUAUAUCCGACACAGAAGCCUUAGUUCACGCCUUUAUUAGCUGUAACUCUUUGUUGUACGGUUCCCCUAAAUUUUUUAGCGAUCGUUUUCAGAAUUUACAGAACUCUGCAACUCGACUUAUUGCACGCAGCAGGAAGUACAACCGCAUCACGCCCAUUUUAAACAACUCCACUGGCUUCCAGUCAGACAUAUAUUAUUUAUAAAUUAUUACUAUUGUUUGUAUAAACACUUAAUGGACUAGCACCUGCCUACAUUAAAGAUUUGCUACAGCCAUAUCGGCCAGGAACCAACCCAAUCCUCAUCACGGAUCCUUCUUAUUUAAAAGUACAAUGGACGGAUAACCAGUUGCAAAAAUGUUGGUCAAGACACUCUCACGAAAAAACAACCUAUCAUGCUUCAAACCGCUGCUAUUCACAGGUCUGUGAGAUAUAAUAAUGACCUCCCUCCUCCCUCCCAUUCAGAGUUGUUCUUCCAAGUUUUGAGCAUGGUCUUGUAUUGCUAGCAACUUUGGUAAGGAGUGGAGGGGGGAUCACUAGCACAAGAUCAUGGACAGGCCAUUUAAGCCAAAAUACGGUACAGUGUCUCAAGUACUUUUACAACUGGUUGUAGCUAUAUGGCCAUAGGUACGUCGUUGUCUUUCGCAGCCCCUACCCUUUCGAACUCACUUCUAGACUAUAUGCGCACCAGUGACUCAUUAUCAUAAUUUAAAACCAACAUUACUUUUUUUAGUAAGACUUAGCUUUUUAAACAUUGUUACGAGGACUAGUUUAUUUCAGUUUUAACGAAUGCAAUUUAUAGAAGUUCUUAAUUACACGUUGUCAUAAACUUUGGAUAUUUGCUAAGUACAUAUAUGUAUGCAUUGAUGUAACUAUUUAAUUCAUUUCUUUUCCUUUUAUGAAUUUUGUUCAGUUCUAUUGAGCUACUGGAAAUAGCGCUAUGUAAAUAAAGUUUCGCAUCAUUUAUGAUCUGAUUAUUACUAAACUGACGAACCACAAUUAAACUAUUCAAAGCUGGUGAUGACCCUAGUUUUGUACGGUUUAAACGUUCUAAUUGCUUUCCUGUUUCCAUCAUUAUAGUGCUUGCAAAACGUCUAGUGGAUUAGCUUGGUAAGUUAUUAUUUCUUCUCGAUGGUCGACUUAUUUCACAUGCCAAAUGUUUCUUAUUGAAUGUUACCGGCGUUCAUUUAAAUGUACCUGGAAAAAGUACCUUAGGAUCAAGGUAAUUCACGACCACUGAGGCUAUGUUCACACUACAGUGGAUAUCUUUGCGCCCCCAUGAAAAUCAGAACGGAUAAGGCUCCUGUUCACACACAAGAACGGUUGUGGCGGGGGAAUUUCUGUGACGGAACAAGCUGCACCGCACCGAUCUCGAAAGUAGUCUAUUCCGCAGCCGUUCUUUAUGCUGUCACUUAACGCUCCUCCCCGUGAGAGCGGUUGUGUAGCAGACUACUCUCGAACGUGGAGCCUCACUUGUCGGAUAGCUUUUCUGCCAUACUUUGGUGCAGUGUGAACACCUAUUCCAGCUGUCCGUCGCGCAAGUAAAUACGUAGUACCAAGGACUGGAACCCACUGAGACGGAAGCAAAUAUUCAGGAGUGAGGACCGGAAUUUCGUGCACCAAACCCUCUCGGCCAACUGCUCCGGCGUGAUGUUCGAUGUGUGUGAACGAUUUUUGCCGCCCCUGCCGUUGCUGUUCAUACUAUACGAGAUAGCUUUUCGUGGCGUCACGAAGAGCUACCAUCCGCUGUAGUGUGAAGAGAGCCUAAGACAACGGAUAUUAGAUAAAUACUCUUGUUAAACUGAAAUUUGAAUUUUGAGGCAACGUGAGAGCUGAUAUAUAAACUAUUGAUUUAAGUGUUACGUUGUGUUAGCUUAGCCUCCUAAAAUGUUAGAAAGAGCGAUAACGUUGUAGUUGGCCGGAUUAAGGAUAGAGAUAGCUUUAAGGUGACUCGACCCAGUUUUUUUGGGAAGGUACCAUCCUACUUUGAAGCUCUCUGGUAUCCCCACCUUUACUUUUAUCGUAAGUCUAACACAUAGAAUGGAUAACAUAUAGAUCAAUCUACAAUAUAACAUAAAAUUUUGGGCGAUCGGAGUAAAUGUCACGUGGUUAUAAUGCCACGCCCUUUGAGGUCUGAGUCGAAAAUCUGCGUUGCCGGCAUUUUUUCGUGAAAAUCUCUCGGCUACACAUAAUGCGCAUUAGUGCCUUGCGCUGAACAGAGUUUCACCAAAAUCGCAAAGACCCAAUUCGAGAAAUUCAGCGGUUUCCAAAUUUAGGUCAUAAUUUAUGUGAAAAUGAUAAGCAAACUUUACACGAUUAUAUCUAAUAAACUAUGAGAUUCAUCCCUUUAUUUUGCGCAUCGCUAUAACAGAUGGGUCCUUGCAAGUCAGCAAAACGCUUUAGGGCCUUGUAAAUGCGCCCGAUUUCGAGCAAAGCAAACAUAUAGAAAUUAUAGUUUUCGCUAUUUGUUGACGUUUGUCAGCGUUUAAGAGUCCUUCUCACGAAAAAAGCAUUUUCUUGAAAAUUCGUAGCUUUUUUUCCUUCUUUUUCAAGGCCACAAUUGAUUAACUAACUACCCGGACUAUGAAUUUCAUGGUCAUUGAAAAACUGUGACAUUAUGUUCUAUAAUCCCAAACUUGAGUAAACAUUGAAGAUUUUUAGCGUUUUGGCUGAGUUUGUGCUUUGGGAGUUGUCUAUUGUUUUUAGUCUGUCAUUAUACAGCAUUCUUGUUCAGCAGGCGUGCAAUGACCACGCUUGGCUGACUUCCGAAUGUUCACAGAGAUAUGAUAAUUUAGUAUGAGAAAAUAGAAGGGACUCUCGUCACAAGUUGGUUUAAUUAUUGGCUUGCAUUAAACCUAUGAAAAAAUGAUAUCUUUUUUAAUAGUAAGUAGAUUUACUUUGUGGCACUUCUUGAUUUUUUUGCAAAGGCAGAAGAAGCACGAGAAUUGAUUAAAAAUUGUGAGUUAAACCUCUAUGUAUCAUGCGAUGGCCUGUCUCACUGUACCAAAAUUAUCUUAUCUCGGUGAGCAUUUGGAAGUCAGCAAGCGCGGUCAUUGCACGCCUGCUGAACAAGAAUGCUGUAUCAUGACAGACUAGAAACAAUAGACAACUCCCAAAGCACAAACUCAGCCAAAACGCUAAAAAUCUUCAAUGUUUACUCAAGUUUGGGCUUAUAGAAGAUAAUGUGACAUUUUUUCAAUGACCAUGAAAUUCAUAGUACGGGUAGUUAGUUAAUCAGUUGUGGCCCUGAAAAAAUUUGAAGGAAAAAAAGCUACGAAUUUUCAAGAAAAUGCUUUUUUCGCGAGAAGGACUCUUAAACGCUGACAAACGUCAACAAAUAGCGAAAACUAUAAUUUCUAUAUGUUUGCUUUGCUCGAAAUCGGGCGCAUUUACAAGGCCCUAAAGCGUUUUGCUGACUUGCAAGGACCCAUCUGUUAUAACGAUGCGCAAAAUAAAGGGAUGAAUCUCAUAAUUUAUUAGAUAUAAUCGUGUAAAGUUUGCUUAUCAUUUUCGCAUAAAUUGUGACCUAAAUUUGGAAACCGCUGAAUUUCUCGAAUUGGGUCUUUGCGAUUUUGGUGAAACUCUGUUCAGCGCAAGGCACUAAUGCGCACUAUGUGUAGCCGAGAGAUUUUCACGAAAAAAUGCCGGCAACAGCAAAUUUUCGACUCAGACCUCAAAGGGGCGUGGCAUUAUAACCACGUGACAUUUACUCCGAUCGCCCAAAAUUUUAUGUUAUAUUGUAGAUUGAUCUAUAUGUUAUCCAUUCUAUGUGUCAGACUUACGAUAAAAGUAAAGGUGGGGAUACCAGAGAGCUUCAAAGUAGGAUGGUACCCCCCCAAAAAACUGGGUCGAGUCACCUUAAACAGAACCGAUAAAUUUUGCCAAAAUGUUUCUAAUGAAUGGAAUUUCCAAGAGUGGUAUCUUUUUCAUCUUUCUUACUUGAGUAUUCCAUGAUGCAGUAGCAAAUCUGAGUGAAACAAUUUUUUCCCAUAAACUAGUAGUUUCCAAUGUAAAGUGAAGUGCAGCGAGUAAAGCAUGACAUUGAAUCAGCUGCAGUUUUUUUCGAUUGUUGAUAUUUGACAUUAACCGUGUCGAAUAACUGUGCAUGUAACGCUACACUACACGAAGGCGAUCGAUAAAAACUGAAUUUUGAACCAAAAUAAGUAUUUAGUAUCAAGCUACACUGUAAAAGUCCGUGAGAAUAAAUCAGCGUAUUAUUUGUCUGAAACCUGUGCAUGAUUAAGUCAAGAGCACGCUAGCGUUGCAGUGAGUGAAAGAGUGAAUUUCCAAUCGAGUUCAAUGUUACACUGGUUGAACUCUUCGCAAGCUUAUCAAAUCAUUUUAAAUCUUUGCUUCCGUCGAGUAUAAAACGUUUUACUACCAAGGGAGAAUAAACCUUGUCACACUUUCUAGAAACGUUCUUAAUAGCUAAAUCAUUUUAUCAAUUAAAUAAAUACAACAAAGCCUGGUUAAAUACUGAAUUUAGCCAAAACACCGCUUUUAUUUACCGUAAAGUUCCAAGAAUUGCUUGGAAUAUUCUGAAUAUUCACUUCAAUUCAGGGGAAUUUUUUUCCUUUACUUGCAUUUACACUCGCCGCUUGCAAAAACGUGGCUUUCUACCUAUACACGAAACAGGAUUUCUCCCGAGCUUAAAGUUUUCCACAUCACGCUUUAUUUGUGUUCUGCGUGUUCUUUUGUUUUCUUUCUGAAUCGAUCGACUACGAACGAAAGAGCCUCGAUUUCGAGGACCAAAACUGAAAUCGAUACAAAAAUCUCAAAUGAGGCUGGCUUCGUGCACAGGCAACCCAGGCUGGUACGUACGCGACCUGAACUAGUCUGCAGGCUUGGCAGCAAAAAGUAUUAUCUGUAACAUGACAAGUUAGAUAAUUUGGCGAUAUUAUAACAUAUUUAACUGUGUAAAACUGACUGGUGUUCAAGAUAGCACCCUCACCCCUCACCCUAACCCUCACUCUCCUCUAAUAAUGCCAACAAUGAUUUGGAUAAAAACCCACCAAUCAUAAGUAGUGAGGUCCGUGAAACAUCAAUCAUCAACAACCAGGGUGGCAAACAAGUACUGUAGUCCCACUCAAUAAAUCGUCAAAUGAACACCUGAAGUACGGGGUAGAAACGUCGCGAUCACUAUCUCAGUGACAAUCGUAAGACAACGAUAGACUAAACCGUUUAUUAAUCUUUAUACUAAUUAACUUGCUGUGAUUUUUCUUGUUUUCAUCGACCCAGUUGGUGGAGCAUGACAAAGCUCCUUACCUGGUCUUUGUUAGGAAUAGCGGAGUUGGAUCCUUUGGACUCAGUGGACAGUACAUCAGAGAUUAUUGUGCACUUUCUUUUUGGAACAUUUCUUGUCGUGGGAGUCAUUCUGCUCGUUAAUAUGAUGAUAGCUAUACUGUCUAACACUUACCAGCGAGUUCAGGUAACAUCGACGGCAUAGCUACAUAGCUAGUGUAGGCCUGUAAUUAUGAAAUGUUUAGGACAUUUUUUAAUACAGUAGUCUAGAACUAUAAAGUAUUUUUUAAGUAUAGAGCAAUAUGCAAAAUGAGAGCGUGAUAGCAAAUGAUAUUUUUAUUGUUGAAACUAAUCUUUAAGAAGUAUAUGUUCUAAAUGUUCUUAAAGUUCCUUAUUGGUCCAGGCGCGAGAAAGGCACAUGAAAGCACUGUCAAUUACUAAGAUAUCGUCAAUAGCUGCUGCACAAAAGCAAACAAGAAAAACUCUAACCCUGUUGUUCAGCGUUAUUUUAAUUUUCCAUUUAAGCAAGGAACCUUAAAUAGCACCGGAAACUAAAUCACGCAGGAAGUUAAGUUGUCCCGAAUUGAUUGACAGUUAGAUAAACAUUCCUUGAUGUAGAGAGUCGCGCAAUUGUUGGCGAAAUAAAAAAUAUGUGCUGGUUUGUUUUGCAUUUCUUGAAGUUAACUUAAAGCGGAAACCUGAGGAGAAACACCAGUUAUGUCUUAACAAUUUGAGUAUGCACUGUCUAAGAUAUUUUUACGGUAGCAGCUAAUUGAGAGUAAAUAUUUGUGGUUUUCUCUUUCGUUUUGUUGAGGAUAACUCCUUGAAAGAAUGGUCGUUCAAGAAAGCCAUAACGAUCCAGACCUACAGCACUUACCAUCCAAUACCGGUACCUCUUAACCUGAUAUCACAGUUCUUUCUUUUGACAAAAUGGUUGUGUCUUCUGUGUGCAAGGCAAUGCUGUAAAAGACAACCGGAGACGAAAGUGAGUAACUUUGUACAUGACGCAAACUAUGUUACUUAGUUUAUGUUAUGGAACAGUAAAAACACCCGCAAAACCAACUUACCCUCUUGUCAAAUAGGAAGCAAAGUGAAAUUAAACGAGAACCACCAAUCCCGCCUGUAAACAACGGUGAUUUUUGAUUUCACAAGACCUUUCUUGCCUCAAAGAUCAUGUAUACGGGAGACUAUAUGUCAAUAGCUGUGGUCACACUACAGACUUAAAUUACCUAGGUAAAACCGAUUUACCUAGGGCAAAUUCAUCAAAAGUCUCCCGAGGUAAAUUCAUCUCGGGUUUUGUUUUACCUAGGUAAAAAUUCUGGGAAGGUCACACUAGUGAUAUCGGCUCCCAAAGUUUCCACGCGAGUUAAAUUUUUUGGAGCUUAAAUUCAAGAACGCAAAAUUCACAGGGAUCUAGCUGAUCAAGAGACGCUUUUUUCUUUUAUCUCGCUGUUAAUUCUUGCGCUAAUUCAACGUGCAACGUGAAGAAAGGCGCUGACGUAGACGACUCGUGCCCCCAAAAUUUCUUUCACAGCGUGAUCUAUGUCCGGUUCUGUCAUCAACACCUUCGCCGAUGAGCGUCUAUUGGCUAGCAACCUCGGUAUUUCAUUUUUCCCUAGCUAUUGCUUUGGGGUAGCUGUCGAGGUAAACUCUAUUGUUUUCGAGACAUAUCCAAGACCCAGACGAUAAAAUUUCCCCGAGGUAAGUUACCUAGGGAAAAAUCGGUUACACUUAAAAAAUCAAAUUUCCGUAGGUAAACUGUCAACAAGUCGUGUUUACCUAGGUAAAAAGUCUGUAGUGUGACCAAGGCUAAUAUGCCACCAAAACCUGUUACGCAUGGUUUGCAAUGGGCGAGAGAGAGGUAGAGAGAGAAGGGGGAGAGUAGAAUUUGACUCAAAACAUAAUGUAUUUUAGCGGCUGCCCUCACUUGAUGCCUGAGCACUAGUACCUGGGUACCGGCGAAAUUGUGUUGUGUCCACACCUUGGGUACUCGAUAGGUAACUGUUCCGUGGCGGAUCCAGGGGGGAGGGUCGGGGGCAGACCCCCCAUCAGACAUGACGCUUGUUUGAGACUGAAAUUCUUACAUCGAAAGGAUCAUAUGUCAAUUAUUAUUAAAUUUUCAAGCUGGGAUAAUGUAUUUCUAGCAUUCUGAUUGGUUCACUCUGUCUUGGUUAUCAGCUCAAAUACCUUAGUUUGACCUUACAUGGAAAACGUUUGUGCUGAGCGUUGCCAAGCUAAAAACUUUCGCAAGGAAACAAAAUUUCUCUCGGAGAAACUGGCGGAAAAAGUAGAUUUCGCGAGCUUUCUACCAACGGAAUACAGAAAAUGCUGGAAAAUGUCAUAUCGGCGGCGACAAAAAAGAGCCACAAACUUUGGUUAGAAAUUAUUGCGUUCGAAGAAGGAGAAUGCUUACCAUUCGUGUACUGUACACGUGUAUUUUGCACACUGUAUUUGUUUUUAUGGAUUCAAGCAAGAUCAGCUAAGAUCGACCAUAUUUGAUUCUAUUACAAAUUCAGGCAUAUACAAGAAGUUGAACAGUGAAACGUUGAACUUUUCAUCUCACUAAUUCCGGGUGCGUUAUAUUUUGAAAACAGUGCUAAGUAGGUGAGUCGUGUUAGCCUAGUGUCACACAACAAGGGUUUAAAGUGAUACGCGACGCUUAAACUUUUCAGAUAACUUUAAUUUUCUGUAUCCCAGUUUUUAGCCAAUUUUAUUGACCAUCCUAUAGUGCAAAAGAAUAUGCUGAGGAUCAUAGUCAGUGUUUGACCUGUUGUUACUUACAUGUACUUUAUUUAGAGGUUUAGCCAAGUAAAUAUAAAAAGUAUAGUACUCUCUUGCAUUUUUGAGGAAAAAUGAAAGAGUAACGAAUUGUAAAGUGGGAGGACAAACAAUAACACUGAUAAAGACAACGGCUGAAAUUCAUAUUGAUAAAAAUGUUUGAUUUUGAUUUCUCAAUAUUACAAGCCCAUCAGGUUUUGCACCCCCUUCCCACUACCACUCACUAGCCACCACCCUCCCCCUCCCCCAUCGAACGCACUCCCCUAAUUUGCAAUUAUUAACAGUUUAAUGGUACGCAUCUCCGAAGUUUUCUUGCAAAUUUAAAGAUAUUAUACUCUCACAUACGUGGAGCUGUUUAUGUGACAUCAACAACAACAACAACAAAGUUUACCUUGAAAAUUUUCAGAAAAAUGAAUAAUUUGCAAUUAUUACUAGUUUAAUGGUACGCAUCUCCGAAUUUGUCUUGGAAAUUUAAAGACAUUAUGCUCUCACAUACGUGGAGCUGAUUAUGUAACAUCAACAACAACAACAACAACAAAGUUUACCUUGAAAAUUUUCAGAAAGGCUUGCAAGUCCUUGAGGAGGAAGUUUGAGUGAGUGUUUGAAGAGCUUUUACACCUCUCACAAUUUCGCAAGUCCAUAACGAGCCACAAGUGAUACCUAAAAAGAGCGGCUUUCCAUUGAACAACACCAGAAGGUGUCUUCGCUUUCAUGAUCAGUGAUUUUAUUGACUAAUGAAGUCUUUGUGCAGCUCCGAUUCAGUGGAGAAAAAAAAACACGAAAAUGACGAGCAAUCAGGUCGACAUAUCCAGAGUCAAAUUCCACAGCAGUCACAGUAAAGGACCGCGAAAACAGUUUUUGUCAAGAAUAGUUUUAGCACAGAGUCCUUGUCACAUAGCGGUCAAAGCUUUCCGCAGUAUUCUUACAAUUGCAAUGUACAGGUGCACAAUUAUUACACUUCUCCUUUACUUUAACUUUGAAGUCUUAAUUCUUUCUCAGCUGGCGGCAACUAUGCAUCCUUUAUGAGUAGAAUUCAAGUACACGGUAAGGGGCAAAGGAAUUAUAACGUGCAACCGCGAUUGGUGGGAAGGGGUGUGGGGAGUGUGGGGGGUGUGGGGAAGAAGUAAUUUGCCACAAAAAAGUUCAACCUAGAACCAAACUUUGCCCCCCCGCCCUCAAAUCAAAAAUUCCUAGAACCGCCCCUGCUGUUUACAUAUUUCAGACUUCCUUUCCCCCUUUUCGACGCCAUUUUGAGAAGUGAAUAACACACAGGGAACAGUUGCGUACUUUAGAACCCGAGAACAAGGUCUCGACGUGGUUAGCUGAAAAAAGGGAAAGUGUCAACACUUGACGCUGUCUUAGGAACUUACAGUGGCACGGGCGUCGAUUAAAUGCUGAACAUUCACGUCUGGCCAUCGCCAAUCACUAAAACAGUCCUUAGAAAACCCUAUACAAAUCAACUUAACCACUUCGUAUGUCUUACGUUUGCAGGCUAGACGUAUUUAUUUUGUCGAAAUCUAGAACGACACAAAAUCUCGUAUCUAUAGAUUUGAAACAAAGCCUCUAACGGGCUAAAAACCGUUAGGCCCCGGCGUCUCUAUCCUUUCUUCUAGCAUCUUACAUGUCAGAACUACUGGUUUGUUUAUUUUCUAGAAUUGUUUCAACAAGACUAAGUCUUUAGAUGGUGUGGUAGAAACUCUCGAAAAUGAGUACUUUUCAAGAUAUGGAUACUCCUUUCCUCUGACAGGUACAUGUUAAGAUAAUUUUUUUAAAAAAAAUACAGUACGUAAUGUCUUCACAUAGGUUAGAAGUACGAUUGCAGACACUUUGGACUUUACAUACUUUCUUUCAAAAAAAGCUUCUGUAUACUCUCAAUUGGAUUUAACAGAGCCCUACAAUGAUUUUCUGAUAUACAGUGUAUCGAAUACUACAGAAUGUACGAAAACCGUCUCCAAGUAGGCAGUGGGGGAAACCGAAAUGAAAAUCAGCAUUGGUGGGUUGAACUGAAAAUUGCCUAAAUUUGAACAAUAAUAAAAUAGCUAAGCGCUACAAAAUUAUGUCCAGUUUUCGUUUUCAUUUUGACAUGUUAAUAUUCAGUUACAGAUCGAAGGUGACGUCAAAAUGUGGAAAGAAAAUUCAGUGACCAAGUUGCGUAAGCCUCACGAGUAAUUUACCGCAUUUUGACGUCAUCUGUGAACGUACUUUUACUGAACAGACACAUGACAAAGUGGAGUCUUGUAAGUAUUUGUUAAACAGAUGCGCCACGGCACCCGAACAAGUCAAAACUAUAGAGCACUUGUAGCUCAGUAUUCGCUUGCAAAAAGGUGCGUUCUAAAAAAUAAGAGUUUCGGUGGUCAUUUGUUUACAAGGAGAUGAAAGUUUACCGGACAAAUCAACUGAAUUGGGAUAAAAAAAGGCUCGGAUGAAAUUUAAUGCUCUUGGAAACAUGCCGCAAUUUGUUUAAGAACGGUCAUCGAUCUUGAAAUUCACCGAACUUUGGUAGCCUCUUUACAGGGGAGAAGAAAGUCGCUUUGCUGGCAGAAGAAAAAAGAACACACUACAAGACGUCGCAUGAAUCGAGUAAGAUCGUUGUUGAUGAGCAUGCGCUGCAUGUUGCUACGAUACAGUUUUGAAAGCACGCCUACUAGCCUUGCGCUUGGUACAGCGAAUUCAGUCAUGACAAUCGGUUUAUCAAAAAACAGAUGAUCGCACCCUAAAAAUCUAGUUUGAUAGGAGAACAAAAUUUACUAGUCCAGCCGCGCUAUAGUCUCCGGUCUUAUCUUAAAAUAUCCUAGUUUAAGGUGGCCCGAAACUAUUUAUAUGCGUGGAACGAUUUUAGAGAACGAUUUCUAAGGUAGAUCCAGCGGAGGAGCCCUGGGGCCCUGCCCCCUAUUUUUAGACAAAAAUGGGCGGAAAAAUUUUUGGAACCCGUGUCAAAUAACGGAAAACGUGUCAGAUAUCGGCAUUUCUUUAAAAACCGCCGUUUUUAAAAAAAUUAAUGAUAGAUUUUUCCCUUACUUUAGCAAUGAAGCCUCAGAGCUCGCUAGUUUCAUAUCUGCACGUUUGAAGUCAAUCCUGACCAUACAACUUGCUGCACGACAAAAUUCUGGUCAAAUUUAACGUUAAUUGCUACGCUAACACAAGUUGACGCACAAAUUAAAAAUUGUGUUGGAAAUUUCAUAUUAUGUCAAUUCUGUUUCAAUGAAUGUAUCAAAAAUAGUAGGAAUAAUAGCAAAAGCAAGACAUUAUUUAGAGCUUAAAAAUUUAAAGGAAUUAUACAAUACCAUGGUUUAUCCAUACCUGACCUAUUGUAACAUUAACUGGGCAAGCACAUAUCCAAAUAGACUAAGAUGUAUUUAUAUAGCACUAAGGAAAUUAGUUAAACUCACGACUUUUUCAAGUUUUCGAGAAACUUCUCAGCCUUUGUUCAAGUUAUUAAAAAUAAUGAAUAUAUAUGAAAUAAAUCUAUACCUAAUUGCAAACUUCAUGUACUUACAUUAUUAUGGCAAACGUCCUGAAACUUUUGGUAACUACUUCGUAAAAAAUGAUAGUAAACACUCCUAUAAUACUAGGUCAGCUCCAAAAAUACACAUUGAUUUUAAAAGAACAAAUCAUGGAAAAUUUACUCUUCAAUAUAGAGGAGCAAUAAUCUGGAAUAGUUUACCAAAUGAUUUGAAGGAAGUAAAAUCAAGCAACGCAUUUAAGAAAGCAUUACGUACACAUGUACAAUCAGCGAAAAAUACUCUUUGAUACCUUGAUUAAUAUGUAAAUUGAUACUCAUUAUGCCACCUUUUUCAACUAUAUAAAGAAAUCAUUAGACAACCUUAAGAAAGCUCAUCAGAGCUUGCUGUGAGCUUGCUCUGUUUCCUUUUGCCUUAACUAUACACCCGUUUUCAAAAAGGUUUUCAUAUAGAGAAAUAUAAAGAUAGAUAUAUAGUUUUGUUUUGUUGCACGUGCGCCCGUGCGCAUUUUUCACUUCUUAUUGUCCAACUUGUGAAAAAACUCGGUUCAACGAUAAAUUUCCUCUUCGUCAGGUUCUUUGCUCCAAUUUGUCAAUAAAAAAGGGAAUGCACGAACACUGUCUGCAAUUCUCUUGAUUUGCAUUCUUUUCAAAAUUAAAGAAUGCGGAAUUCGGUCAGUAGUAGGUCAUAUAAUUGUUGUGGUAACAGGAUAAGGAGAAAAUCAUCAAAGAUUUUCAUUUUUACAACAACGCAGAUGAAAUGGAAAAAAAAAAAAGAAGGGUUUUCGAAACCGCUGAUUUUUUUUUGCUGAGAAGGAAGAUGUGACGCUGGAUGUCAAUAUUGGAUAUGUGGGAAGGAGCAAAAAUAUCAUAGCAAUUGAUUAAAACGGACCAAGACGUUGACUAGGUUCAUAGAAGUAAAUGUUAUCAUAACCAUGAUGAGCGGGUCUAUAUAUUAAUGCCUCACCUUUUUUCGUGUAAAAUCACGGCCUGUAAGGCAACGUCCCACUGAAGACAGAAUAAACUCUCGGCCACAAAUGUUUUCAAGUUAGUUUAACAGUUUCUCUUAAGCACGCCCCUGGACAGCACAUUUUUUCAUACACCCCGUCAACAAAAAUGCUUCGUCACUUGCUUCAGAUGCCAUGACAUUUGGCCUAUCAAUUUGAUGACGCCGCAUAACUCGGCUGCUUCGCGAGCUGUUUUCCUCAUUCCCAAAAUCAGUCAUAUAAUUCGCCAUUGCAAAUUUGUAUUGCAGGGCGCAUGCUUUUUUGUAAAAAAACUCAAACGACAUGUUCUUUUCAAAUUUGAACAAAGCUUAAGAACCCGACGAAGAAAAAAUUUAUCGUUGAACCGAGAUUUUUUCACAAGUUGGACAAUAGCAAAUGAAAAAUGUACACGGGCACACGUGCAAGAAAACAAAAGUAUAUAUCUAUCUAUAUAUCUCUCUAUAUGAAAACCUUUUUGAAAACGGGUGUAUGUAUGAUCCGUGGGUCAUUCGUCCAUUUAAUUUUCAAUUCAAAAUUAAAAGUUGAAAAUCGAUGUCAAUUUUUGAUUUUCCAAUUUUUUUCUUCCUGCGUAAUGGAUAAGCAGGUUUCAUAAUUGUUUUACCGUUUUCCCCUGUAAACAAGAAUGAGAAAAUAAACAUACAGCUCUUACUUUCUACAAUCAAUAUUAAAACGGUUGUCGAACCAUAGAUAUUUUCGCUAUUCGCGGGAAAACCGUUUCCGUAGUCAUCUGUCAACUACUAUGACGUGAAUUAAGGAAAGAAAAUUAAAAAUUGAAUGUUGCGAUCAAUUUUCAAUUUUUGUUUUUGGACGAAGAAUUGAUCAAUCGAUCACGCUCUAAGUGACGAAAGUACCAAGAGGGGAGGACCCAAGUGCAGAAGUGUCCAGUCGGGGAGGGGAGGGAAGAAGGGAAGGGACUGAGGUGGGGGAGUAAGGGCCUUGCACUUGUCCAAGCUACAUGCUACCCGACCAAAGACGCCAUCUUGAAUUGCAAAUAGAACACUAUGGGGACGGGGGUCGGGGUUGAGUUCUCUCUUUGUUGAACCGCCGCUGUAACAUCAAAACUAAGAAAUUCCCAACCUUGAGUAAAACACAUCAAGAACUUAAUAUGAUAUAUUUCAACUGUCUUUGAGAUGGACACCUUUGGGAAACAUCUCCAAGUCGCCAAUUUAAAAAGUGUUCAUCAAGAGGGAGUAGCCUGUGUACAGACGCCCCCCCCCCUCCCCCACCCCCUCCACCAGAAAACCCUAACCCCAACCGGGAGGGGGGACGUCUGCACACAGGCUAAGAGGGAGUUGACAGAGUGCGUAUGCUUUUGGUGUCAUCAAUUUGCAACGUCAUAGUUAUUGCAUUUUGGCUGAGACUUCCAGACUUUGCGUAAAGAAAAGGUAAGGUUUUACUCCUACUAUGAUGGUGAAAUUUAAAUGUAUUAGACACAUAUCAGUCUGCCAAUGGUGAUCAAUGUUGAUUUGGAAUAGAAUGAGGAUUUCAUCUCCCCCCUUAGGGGCGCAGUCCCUUAUUUGGCCUAGAAGGGUACGUGGCGCUGAACAGGGUGUGGUAUCCGGGUCUUGAGUCUUAAACAGGUUAUACAAUUUAACUAUUUAGCGCCUUGAACAGGGUGUCUUUAUGGACCGGUACCCUUGAAAAGAUUGUGAAGGUUGGUGAUGAACGGCUUACUUGUCGUACCAACAAGGUUUCUCCGAAUAAUAUCCAUUCAUGAUGUUACUUUAUAAAAAAUUUCUUAAUUCAACCAUUUUUUUCCCCCACAGGAAAAAAAAAUAAGAAUUUCGAGCAAAAAUACCCACCCGAGCAACAACUUGUUUCGUGUAGUGUUCCAGCUCUUCGUUUGACAGCCGAAUUUGCGAGUGUAUUCCAUUUUUAAGGCAAAACCUUCUAACGGACCGCGACCAGUAAGCCUCUCUUUCCAGGAUAUGCUUCUUGUAGCAACAAACUGACUUGUGAAUGUGUUUUUCCCUGCGUCACAACAAGAUGUCUCACGCAAUCGACGUUUACGGCGUCCAUAUUUAGGCUGAAACAGCACUCCAAAGUUGUAUUUCCCGCUUCUUUCCAAAGGCUAGUUCCCAGGACGUAUCCGACAUUAAAGAUGGCGGACAAUUGCAAUCCCGUCUCCCUUCUACCCCUCCCCCCCCCCCCCCUCCUCCUGGGCACUUCUGCACUUGGGUCCUCCCCUCUUGGUACUUUUGUCACUUAGAGCGUGAUCGAUUGAUCAAUUCUUCGUCCAAAAACAAAAAUUGAAAAUUGAUCGCGACAUUCAAUUUUUAAUUUUUUUUCUAAAUUCACGUCAUUGUAGUUAACAGAUGACUGCGAAACGAUUUUCCCGCGAAUAGGUAAAAUAUCCAUGGUUCGCUAACCGUAUUAAUAUUGAUUGUAGCAAAUAAGAGCUGUGUGUUUAUUUUUUCAUUUUUGUUUACAGGGGAAAACGGUAAAAAGAGUUAUGAAACAUGCUUAUCCCUUAUACAGGAAGAAAAAAAUGGAAAAUCAAAAAUUGACAUCGAUUUUCAAAUUUUAAUUUUGAAUUGAAAAUUAAAUGGACGAAUGACCCACAGACCACAUAUAUAUAUAUUCAUUAUAAUUACAAGACUAUGUACGGUACAUGAAGGUUGGCAAUGAAUAAAAUAUAAUAGCGGAGCCUCCGCUAUUAUAUUGAUUAAAGUGCCGACGGAAUGUCUCCUAUCUGGAAGGGUAUUCUUACCCAAAGCAUCAUUGCAAGAAACUAAGUAAUAUUUUCCUUUGCUAAGAUUUGUUUCCAAAAUAAAGGGACAAAUGCAAAGUAAAUUUGAUGAAUCAAAGUUCUUUAAUCUCACCCCGCAUACAGCAUAAAGUAGUUCUUGUAGUGCAAUCUGUAUUCGCCGUAGGUGUCUGAUUACAGCCGGGCUGCAAUGGCUGUGGCCCCAGUUUUUUCAAACAUAGUUAGUUACUAACUGUUUUGAAACCACGCUUUUGCAAGUCAAGUCAAUUUUUAUGUAAACUCACACAGAAUAAUUAUAAUUAAUACAAAUUAGUGCUUUAAAACAUAAAAUCGCGAGAUUGUGAAGGGAAAGAGAAUUUCAAUUGUAGGUUCAUUGUGCAGAGUUUGGGACACCUAAAUAGUUCGUGGAACUAACCGAGUAGGUGACCCAAACAAGAAUGUGAGUAGAAGGACUUUGUUGAGGCCUCAAAUGUAAUAAAUGACCCUAAAUGUAAUAAAGGUCCUAAGUGUAAUAACUUUUGGCCCUAAAUGUAAUAAAGGUCUUAAGUGUAAUAACGUUUGGCCCUAAAUGUAAUAACAGUAUUAAUGUAUGUAGUAUAACAGCCCCAAACUUGAUAAAGUCCCUGACUGAAACAUGCGACGAUAUUAAUGUUAUAGCCAGCUGGCGACUCACUUUCUUCGCCCUAUUGUAGUCUUCAUAGAUAUUCAUUAACUUAGAAAGCGGCUAGAGCGCUCAAGAAGUAAGAGAAACACUUAUAAAUUAACUACGUCUCGAUCGUGUUUCCUACUACAUCGCUACAUCGUGAAACGCGCGUUAUAAACAAAUGGAAUCUACACAAAAGUUUUCAAAAUACCGUGGUAAUUUAGUAAUUGAAGGAAGUAUUAAUGUUCAUUAGAAAAAAUCGUGGUAAAUUGACUACUUUUGCCUAUGGGGUUUCUUAAUGUUGCGCCAAAAAGGGAAAUGUUUUUUUUUUUUUUAUCAUUUUCCAAAAGAGUAUGUCGGUCGGUCCAUACAGAAUGCUGUGAACACGAAGUUAUAUAUAAGCAGCAAGAUAUUAAGGGCAGUAUAUCUUUAUAGUUUUUCUGACUUCCCGACUUUGAUUUUAAUUUCUACCAGGAGUACUUCUUGAAGUGAGUUUUUAUGCUAACUUUUUUUUCGGGAUUUCACCACAUGAAUGAAAUGACGUUUUCAAAUGACAGCUGGCUUUCCUGUUUUUCUAGCGAGUAUAUAAGGAACUCUACUUUGAAGACCCAAAAUCUUUUUUUAGAGCUAAGAAGAAGAAGAAGAAGAAAAUGAUGAUUGUGAUGAUGAUGAUAAUGGUAGUGGUGAUGAUAAUGGUGGUCCAAAAAAUCAACUUCCAAAUCAUAGACUUCGCGUUAACUAGAACUGACAGCCAGCUUGGUGAACCCUUUAAAGAACUCACAAUGCGUUAUGUUUGUCGGCUGCUAUGAAUAAGCUACAACCAUCGCGACACUGCUCGAAAUGGCUGUUUCAGCUUGCACAAGUUGUGCAAAGAAUUUGGCCCAUACAGUGGAUUUGUGAUGGCUCUUAAAGAGAUAAUAGCCAGCCCCCAUAGGCGUACGGGCCGGGGGGGGGGGGGGGCUGCAGCCCCCCCAAAUUUUGGGCAACUCAGAUUUUUUGGGCCGCAAGAGAAAAUUUGGGCAAAGCUAUUUUUUAAAGACGUUUCCGUGUUUUUUUAUUAGUUUAAAGAGACAAAUAUUUUCGAUUUUGAUCUGAAAAAAAUCCUGAAGUCAGCGUAAUAAUCCAGUUACAUUCUCUCGAGACACUCACAGUGGUUGCUUAGCACGUGAUGAGUUUCUGGUUAUAGGGAAGGGUAUCACUUGUUGAUUUACAUAUUUAUACUUUUUUAUUGUUGAGCACUGUACUGCACUGCACUGACUGGAAUGGGCUCUUAGCAGUCGUGAAUUGAUUAGAAUAAGCUUCUGCAUCUCCACCCGUAGAAUAGUGUAUGGCAGAGAGCAUCAGCAACAGUGGGUGUGAAAAAUGAAGAAGUGGCUGACUAGUACUCAGCUCGAAUUACGAGAAGAAUAUUAAAUUUUUUUAAUUAUCUAUCAAGCAAUAAUUUAUUAAAGUAGACCUAAAUGUUUACAAAACCGCUGACAAGAGUGCCUCGAUAUAUACUGAUGAAAUGGAAUCCUUCUCUCUAGCGAUCGGCCGGAGCUAUCUCCAUGAUAUUUUACACACGUUUUAAAAAAGAUUGAAGCUACUAUGAGGUGAAAUUACAUGUCAAAAGAGAUUCGUUUUCUACAGAUAACGGCCAAACAUCAAGAUUUUUUUAGCAUAUUUCUAAAACCUCAUCCCAAAAUAUCCCGAUAACUCUUUUAUAGAUUCCGUUUUAACUUUACGAACAUCGACGCGACUAUUGGAGAAAAAGGUUGCCGUGAAGAUUUUGCCGUGAAUAUUGCUGCAAGUAAAAUAGACAAUGGCAUCAUUUCGCUGCUAUGAAAACUCCGAUGUCAAUAAAACCCUAUGAUAAAUUUUCAUCCAUAUCAUCUAAUAAAACUAUGGUAGCAAUUUUUCCAAAUGUUUGUCUAUGGCGACGUAGUUAUGCUCAAAAUUCGGAGGUAUUGACUCUGAAAAACUGCCACCUUCAUAUGCCAGUACGGCCUACGUUACUGUUUCGUAAAAAUUUGGGUAACUUGCGAGAAUUUUUUGGGCAAAUAGUUUACCGCCCCCCUUGGCAAAAAAUUGCCCGUACGUCUAUGCCAGCCCCAGAUGGAUAAAGGCAUGGGUUGAGCUGUUGUUUGCUUGGAACUUGGUUUUAUGUUACCAAUGUAUGGUGGAAAAGACGAGGGAGCAAUUAAAGUACACUUUAUGCACCUAUUUGUUAACAGACAAAGUAAAAACAGUUUAGCUGAUGUUGUGUUAUUGACUCAGAUUAGAAAUCAUGGUGGCACUACAGGCUGCAAUUUUGACAUUUUUGGCCUUUGCCUAUGAAACAGAUUUUUUAGUUCAAUCCAAUGGAUGAAGUUACAGUUUCUUGAGAAAAUUUGCCAUAAUAAACGAGGCUCUUUUGUUUUGUUACAUAAGUUUUUAAGAUACGUCAGUCCUUUUUUGACAUUAAAGAGUUCUUAAAAAAGUUUGCUUCAUAUAUGGACCUCUGUUUUGAAGUUGUCGUUAAAGAAGUAUUAUUGAUAACAAUGCUAACUAUUCAACCUAUUUACAAUUAAUCACUAUUCGGUCAAAGGACUAUUUACAAUUCACUUCGAUUAAACAUUCUUUUCAGUUAAUAAUGACAAUAAAAAUAACAGUGAUAAUGAUAUCAAUAAUAAUAAUAAGUUGUUACUCAAAUGGCUAUAGAGGGGAUCUGCCUGGGGUAUUUAGUGUUUGAUAUUCCCUAGACACAUUCUGGCGCUCAGUUAACCUAUAGUAAGGCUAAAAGCAAACGCUAUGAAAUCUUCUUAUGACCCUAAGCAUAUAAAAAGCUGAAAGAAUUACACUUUUAUUACAUUUAGGGUCAAAAGUUGUUACACUUAGGACCUUUAUUACAUUUAGGGCCAAAAGUUAUUACACUUAGGACCUUUAUUACAUUUAGGGUCAUUUAUUACAUUUGAGGCCUCAACAACUUUAGAUACAAAAUAGUUGGGAAACUUGCCCAGUAUUUUCUUGGUCUGCGUGAAUGUUAAAUUAGUACUUAUUUUCUAAUUUUUUUUUGCUAUAAAGAUGAAACAAAAAUGGACCAUGUUCUUCAGGAAACUGCGAAAAGUCGGCAAAUGGCAAACCACAUCGCUUACACGACAUUUGCAGCUCAUGGUGGCAACAAUGGCAUCUUUCCCACAGGUCCACAGGUAUGUCUCCACUACACGCAAGACACCAAGGAACUAGAUUUUCUUGUUGAUGUUGUUGCAAUUAAGAUUCUCUCCUCGGUUCAAUUAAAUAGAACUUCUACAAGUGUAAUUUGCAAAGGAAGCUAUUGUCUUUAAUAACAAAACGUAGGAGCCGUUGUCAGUAAUUAUCGAGAAUCAGGCGCCGGAUUCACAAAACAAUUUUUUUUCCAAAAAACUCUUCUAGUAAGCUAUAUUCAAAAAUAAUAUUCUAUUCUAUUCUAUAUUUGAAAAAUUUAAAAAAACUAGAGCAAUUACCUUGAAAAGCAAUAAUGAUAAGAUGAAAUGUAACUUGUCAUGAUGAUGAGAUUCAAGAAACUGUUAAAAUCUACUAGCAAGUCCGAAAAAAAUAGGUGGUAAAAGACGUCAGAUCGCUCCAUCACAACAGGAUCCCCAUUAGUGCCCCUGAACCAUUGUCCCAAUCCCAGCAAUACCAAAAUCCUCGGAUUGAGCGCUUUACUAAUUCGUAAUAAGAUCCCACCUCAGGGCCUUUGAAUAACAAGUAGGUAGGAGGAUAACAAUAUUCUGAAAAGAACCCCUGAGCGACAAAGCAACCUCAAGCAACCAUCAUCAUGCCAUAAAAUAUUUAAACUCAAGAAAUCCGCAUCUCGGCAACAAUAAUUUUCCAUAUGUGUAGUGUAUGAGAUUCUUCGAAUGAAACGUUUUCUACUAGCUAAGCCAUGCAUCCAAACGGGAAUAAUUUGGGGAUUCUAAGAAAAUCAGAUAAUCAUUUGCCCAUAUUCCCCCUCCAACCCUAACUGAGUAUACCAGUAUAUCUACCUGCUAGAUAUAUGAUUCGUAUUACUAGUAUCUAUGUUCCGUGCUUUAAUCUUAAUCGCGGUAACAAUUUCUUUCAGGCCUGGAGAAGCCAGGGUAUCAGAAUCCAUGGAAAUCUCUUAAUUUGUGAAGGAAGCGCGUUUUGUUCCACAUGCAAAGAUGAUCCGUUUGAAUAUCACGGCGCCAGCUACAAGUGCCAUUUCUCUCCCGAUUUUCCCCAUUUUGAGGUGCGUAUAUAUAAUUAUUUCAAUUUCAAGAAGUACUUCAGUCACCUAAACGUGGUGUUUUUUCGUGAGAAAUAAUUUAUUUUGAUCACUAGAAUGCGUUAUUUUAACUGGCAAAAACUCAUCCAUCUCAUAUGGAACAUUAGUAUAUUAUAAACACUCAGUGAUGUUGGUGAUUUAAGCAAUCUGAUUGGUUCGCUGUCUUGGGCUAUUUAACAAUUAUUGAAUGAGGCUUAGUAUCAUCUGAAGAGCUGUGGAGAUCUCGGAGAGUGUUAUCCGCCAAGGCCGUACGCCGAGGCGGAUAACACCCUCCUCGGUCUGCAUAAUUCUUUAGAUGAUUCUCAGCCGAAUUCAAUAAUUGUUUUAUUAUUCAUUUAAAAUAAUUCCUAGUUUAAAAACAAGCUAAAACAUGCUUACCUCCAUUGAUAGUGCACGUUAAUCGACAAGUUUAGAGGAUCAAGGGUUGUUCAGUUCCGCAAACAUUCUCUAAGUACCAAAUGUCGCCCUUAAAGUUGUCUUCUUGCUGUUCUUGCUAUGUUUUUAGCCAAUAGUUCGCCUAUUUCUUCCUGCUGAAACGAGUGAAACAUGCCGCUAGUUUGGUAUCACUACCAAAAUAUCCGCAACUUCCUCCCCAGGUCUUCUCGGUUGACGGUUCAAUAGUCUGCAACAUUGCUGCACUUUUGAAGUCAUCAGUUCAAUAUGGCAAAAUAUAUUCCUGUAAAUUUGGUCAGCGGUACCUAGUUCUGAUGAAUUAUGCGUGUGAUUUUAGCCAAUCAGAAACGGAGAAAUAAUUUUAAUUAGUGUUUAAUGAAUCAUAAUCAACAAUAUUCACCUCCUAGCGAGUGGAUAAUGUAUGAGCUCGGUGUUCUUCCUGUUUUUGAAGAGAACGACCUUUUAAAACUCGACAAAAUCUUAGGGUUGAGAUUUUUUAAAGCAAGAAAAGACUUUGAAGCAUAGCUGAAUUUUUUGCUCAAUACAAUGUUCAGAACUCCCUUUUAUUCGCGUAGAAGAGGCCGUUUCGUGAACUCAGCGUUUCCUAACAAGAACCAUUUUGCCCAAAAAACAAAGUUUAUUUGACAAAAAAAAAAGGAAAGCAAAUGUUUGCAGAAAUUCUACGUUUCAAGUAAAUAGAACAAAGAAUGGUACAGGAAAACGACGCCUCACCUCGAGCAACCGAGCCGCCAUGUCAGCACUUCAUAGGAAGAACAACAAAACAAACCUUUUUGGUUAUGAACUUGGGGAGUUAACAGAAAAUAACAAAGCUCUACUUUUCUUCUCAUGGUCCCUAGAAGCAUUUCAACGAGUCCAAAUUUAAAAUGACGCAAACGUAUGAACAUUUAUUCAGUAAUCUGACUCCGUGAAGUUUCAAACAGGUGUCAAAAGCUGAGUGAACUGCAGCCAAAAAGUGCCUGGUUAAGGCUUACAUAUCAACUUAAAUAGUUACCAAAACACUACUUUUUGCGGUCCGAUAAACGACAGGAUUUCGCAUAGAAUAGACGACAAACUGAUUGAAACAUAGAAUACAAAUUACCACCUUCUCUGCAAAAACCGGCCUAAAUGGUUCAAAGCCAAGAGCCCGCUGAAACUAGACCUAGACCCAAUUUUCCUGAGUCGAGAAUUGGUUUUUCAAGACAUAAUCAGCUAAGCUAAUAAAACACCGACCAAACGUUGUUAUGGUUCACAGAGAAUAUUUUGGUGCAACAGCAACCUCGUUCCCAGGGUCCUCUCCUACUCUCUGUCGCUCACUAGGGUGGGUAGGAGAGGACCCUGAGAACGAGGUUGGUACAACAGCUCAACAACGCGAUCGACCACAUGCCUGUCAACACCAUGCGGACAUCACACAAUCACACACUUUCGCGGCACUGAUACGACUGUCCACAACAACGCAUAAUCUUCCCACGUUUAACACAAGCGAAAUAUCAUCAAAUAACACGGAAAAACUCAGCCUACUGGCAAAUAAACACUUCUUGACUUUUCUCUUACACUCGUCUUAUUCAAGUUCCCGGAUGCACGGUCUCACGGUUCACAGACCAGCAUAGACCCUGUCUAUGGCCCGGGUCAAAGUUAGUCUGCAAUUUUGCUCUCGCCUAAUUCAUUUCACUCGUAAAGGCCUGUUCCCGAAGCCAAAGACUUAGUGGUCCGCUUAAAAAGCGAACAAUGUCGUACCUUUCUGUCUCAGCCCUGAUCAGGGUGAUUGAUCUGUUUAGCCAAAUGAAACGAGAAUACAGCACGAUAUUGGACGAUACAGUCUCUGCGAAUCACGUUAACUUUGUCCCAUCUCAGAGCUUUACAUGAUGCUCUCAGGGAAACUUUUCUCAAGGUCACCAAUAGCGAAAUGUAAACUGCUCAACGGCACCGAACCAGCUUUACGAGCGCACUGACUACAAAUAACUGUCGCUUGUGUUAGACAGAGAAUUGUGGGUAGGAGCAUAAAAAGUAACCAAAGAGGAAGUGGGGGCGGGGGGUUAGAUAGAAAUUCGCGAAAUUCUGUCUACAGCCACUUCUACACAAAUCACUAACCACAAAAACAAAAACAAAAACAAAAAAAACGACAUAAGCAAAGAGCACAGUAAACAAGCUAAGACUCGAAAAGUUGAGUCCGUUUAGCCAAAUGAAACGAGAAUAUAUAACAAUUAAUCACCUCAGUGUCGGUGGCUAGUCGUGAAUAUUUACCAGCGAGGUAAAUUUCCACCACUAGCCACCGACACUGAGGUGAAUGAUUGUUUUAGUAUAUACUAAAACAGUGAGCAAAUUGAGCACAAAAAUGAUGAUUUUUAACUCAAAUACUGUUGCCAACGAUUACAAUUUUGGCGCCUGAUGAACGAACGGCCGCGGCCGUCGCUUUUACUUGCCGACAAAAUAAAAUAAAGGCAUUUGUUUAGCUCUUGCGGGGAAAUUUCUUCAAAAGGAGUUGUGAAUUCUUUUUGUAUUUAAAAUCAUUCUGUAAAAAAAGAUUAUUAAAUUUAGUUUUAAGCUUAUUUAUGAACAAGUCAACUAAAUAAAGUAACGCAAGACUUAAGCUUAAUUUGCAUUUGUAAACAAAAAACUUUUUCACCAGUUUUAUCGAUAAAUUCAAGUCAAAAAGACAAAGCUUUACCUGUUAAAACUUCCAAACCGAACUUCGUCACCUUCUUCGUGUAUUUCGGGAACAGCUUGCUUGAUUAGUUGUGAAAUUUCUUUGUUUGUUACGGCAGCAAACCAGGAAGGCAUUUUGCUCGCAACUUACGCGAGUUUGGCGUCGCUCGCUCGGACGAAUGUACUGGAGGUGAAUCAGUGAAUAGUGCAGGAUAUUCACUGAUUGAGUAGCCAAUCAGAGCGCGCGAAAAACACUAUCCACUGUUUUAGUAUAUACUAAAAUACGAUAUUGGACGAUGCAGACUCUGCAAUCGUAAUAACUUUGUGCCAACUCAGAGCUUUACAUGAUGGUCUCCGGGAAACGUUUCUCAAGGUUACCAAUAUCUAAAAGUAAACUGCUAAACGGCACCGAAACCAGCUUUAGGCGCGCACUUAUUUCAAAUAACUGUCACUUGUAUUAAAGAGAGGAUUGUUGGUAGGGACAAAAAAAUAGGGAGGGAGAGAGGGAAGGAGGGGGGGUUAAGGUAGUAAUUCUGUCAACAUCCACUUCUACACAAAUCCCUAACCACAAAACAAGUAAAAAAAACGACAAAAGUAAACAACACUGUAAACAAGCUAUUGGACAGGGGAAGUUGAGAAAAAUUACCAAAUGUUUGCUAUACCGGUUUUCAUAACUCCAGGUAGAUAUAUAUAAAUUCAUUGUAAAACAUGUACAUGACAAAACCAUCCAUUAUACCUAUCAGCCUCCAUCAGCCUCUAAAAUUAAAAAGUUUCUUUACAAUGUUUCUAAAAAAUUAAUUCUAGCAGGCUCUAAUGAUAUAAUAUAUAAUAAUAUUAAAUAUAAUAAUAUAAUUAUAAAAUAACUAGCAAUUCCUUCGGCCUCGGUGGAUAACUCCCUCCGAGAUCUGCCGAAUUCUUCAUAUCCUACGAAAGCCGAAGUCAAUAAUUGUUUUAUUAUUCCUUCAAAAUAAUUCCAAGUUUAAAAUCAAGCUAAAACAUGCUAACCUCGGUCGAUGUAUGUUCAUAUCGAUAAUGCAGCUUUAUCGGGAAGUUUAGGAGAAUAAGGUCUGCUCAGGUCUGCAAAUAUACUCCAUAUAGCGGAUGUUGUCCGUCGAGUUGUCUUCUUGCUGUUCUUGCGGUGUCUUUAGACAAUAUUUAGUAGUGAAACGAGUAAAAUGUUCCGCGACAGUUCCGCCAUUUUGUUCCAACUACCAAAACAACCCAACCUCGUCCACAGGUUUUCUCGGUCAACGGUUCAAUAACCUGCAACCAGGCUGCACUUUUGACGUCAUUUUAACAACAGCAGCUAGAUUUUUGACAAUCUUAUCACCAAACGGACCUUUUGCGUCAAACAGAAUUUUCGGCGAAAAAAGUAGCUAUUAUAAAACUAAGGGUGCAACUAUUGCUCUUUUUUUCUUCUCUUCUCCUUUCCUUCUCCUCGCUCUUUCAUUUUCUCCUUUCCUUCUCCUCGCUCUUUCAUUUUCUCCUUUCCUUUUCCUUUGUCGCUGUGGAUUUGGAGCUUCCCGGGCUUAAGAAACCUGCCUUUCGACGCCUUUUCACUCAAAUAACUGCAAAUUUCGUUAGGUUGGUUUUCAAAAAAUAGGUUAGAUAUAAUAUAUAUUAUAUAUACUAAUAAUAUUAUAUGUAAUAAAAAUAAUAAUAAUAACCUGUUGGAGUGCAAGCGGCAAGCGCUAUUACUCACAAAAUUGGAGAAUCCGCCAGUUAAGGAUAAUGGAAGAAGAAAUGGGUAUAUGGAACUUGUGAAAGAACUAUGGGAUCAAAUGGGACACGAAGAUCUGGGGUUCACGAAGCAGAAUUUACGAGACCAAGCCGCUUGACUUGAAAAAUCUUUAGGCAGCGUAACUAGAACUAUCACUAACGGAAAAAAAGCGAAAAACAACGGACGCCAAACAGCAAAAAAUGGUGAUCAAAGAAGAACCUAAUUUGCAUACAACCCUGACCCAAAAUCAACAGCGUGGCAAUGGUGAUCUUUUCUCAGAACCCAAUUUGCAUACAAGCUUGACCCAAGAACAACAGCUUAACAACGGUGAUCAAGAAAGGUUUAGCUUGUUAGAGCCAGCAAGCAGGAUAAUGGAAGCAAUUAGCACCAACCCUGUAGACUAUUCCCAACGUGACAUUGACACCAGGACAAAAGAAACACCAUCACUAAAAGACUUGGAAGAGAUCAACCAAGCGAUUACGUUAUUAAUGGAGCGCUACAUGGUAAUACCAACGCAGAACCCGUUUGGUUUUCUGUGGUUAGCUAAUUGCAUUCUUUACUCGGUGGUAUGCGCGUUUUUGUUAAUGAAAGGAUGGAAAAAACAAGGGCCAAUAAACGAGGACAAACCGCAGGACGGAAAGAAUUUACGACCAGGAGGUAGGGAAGAUCAGAAAACAAAUGUCAAUCGCGAAAGCGGAAAUCGAAAGGUUGAAAGUAAAUAGGAAGAUCACGAAAAUAAAAAGGGAGGAGAAAUAGGUAUCAGCUCCAAAAAGAAUGCAAAACCAUCUCUGUGGCAGGAUUGGUUAGCUACAUGGAGAAAAAAAGGUCGGAGCUCCGAAAGUUAAAACGUGGGUUUGAUAGGAAAAAGAAACAAGAGGUCUCGCCGGUAAUUAACCAACAGUUUAACACGGUUCCUAGAAGAGUGUUUGCGAAUUUGAGUGGGAUGUUGAAGAGGGACCCAGAGAAUGAGCGACCAAGAUAUAAAGAUCCUGGAAAAGGUGCUCGAGAUGAUUCCCGAAUGUUUGAAAGCAUUGAAGAGGCGAGCGGGUUUUGGAGAAAGUUGUGGGAAGAGAUCAGAGAGGGGCUGGGAAUAAGAACACGGCCUGGUUGCAGGCAGUAAAGAUUGCGAUCCAUGAGCAAGUACCACCACUGUCAGGCGACGAAUGGGCUCUCGUAGUGGCGGAGGCGGUCAAAUUCCUGUCCAAGAAACGCAACUGGAGCGCGCCAGAGCCUGAUAAAAUCACUGACUUUUGGUGGAAACGUGCUGGCACCCUGUACAAGGGUGUGUUCGAGAGCUUCAAAGAAGUUUCUAAGAGCGGCGAAAAAUACCCCGUUUGCUUUUCUGAAUGGAAAACCUCCCUUAUUCCGAAAGAAGGUUUACAUCUUGCCUCCUGGCACCCAUGGACCAACACCUUGAACAUUAUGGCCUGAUGGAAGGCCAGCACAGAGGAGCGAAAUCAGGGUGUUUCGGUAUUAUGGACAACUUGCUAAUCGAUAGAGCAGUGAUGCUGGAUUGCCAGAGAGGCAAACGGAAUUUAAGCAUGGCAUGGAUUGACGUGCGCAAAGCCUACGCAAUGACUGACGUUCACAGGCUUCACAACUGGCUGGGUAAGGUCAUACGCAAGUUGUAUGCGAGCUGGAAUACUAGAGUUGUAGAUACAACAAGGCAAGGGCGAGAGACGUCCGGAAAAAUAAGGUUCAUGAAGGGACUACCCCAGGGGGACGCUUUGUAUCCUAGCUAGAUUGUUUACACUGUGUCUGAACCCAGUAGCUUGGCACCUGCGGGCAACGGAGGGAUACUGGUUCUCCAAGCCUAUAGAAGUCAAAGUUACCGAUCUCCUGUAUAUCGACGACAUGAAUGUUUUUGCUACCUCCGAGAGCAAGCUGAACCGAGUGCUGAAGGAAACUAGAGGAGCGAUACAGGAUAUCGGCCUCCACUGGAAUCAGAAAAACUGCUCAGUGGUAAACGUGAAGAGGGGAGCCCAAGUGCUGGACGAAUCUGGUAUGAAGAUGGACGAGACAACUACCAUGAAGUCUCUUGGGGAAGGAAAACACUACAAAUUCCUGGGGUGCUAGGAACGUUCGACAGGAUGAACGGCUGGCCCUGGCGUGUGCGGCUUAAGAGUAUCUACGCAGGAUAUCUAUUAUAUGGUCCAGACCCCUAUCUGAUUGUAACCGUAUACAGGCAACUAAUCAGUAUGCACUCCCGGUGCCGCGGUACUUAAUGUGGACACAGCAUUGGCCUCUAUCAGAGUUAAGAGAUGUGGACAGAGCAGCUCGGAAGAUCAUAGUUGAGUACGGUGGCAAGUUCCCAGCUAGCCUAACUUCUUUGUUAUAUCUACCGAGGGAGAAGGGGAGUAGAGGCCUGCGUUCAGUCGAACACUAGUACAAGCUUACUAAAAUCAAAUCGCUACUAAAAUUGUAUCUUGUAUCAGAGUUCGGACCAACAAUUCAGACCAGACUGUAGAAGUAGUUAGAGAAUUUGAAGAACACGCAAUGUUAUCAGGCCACUAGUCGCUUGUAGAGGAAGCAGCUAAGUCAACAUCACACCUCAGCUAGAUAUCCUAAAUCCUAGGUGUGUUACAACGGAAGGAAAGCUGGUGACGGCAGCAAGAGCUGGGAAUCUGUUGAAGAAAACUCAAGAGAUGCAAUUCUUGGAGAUCGCUAAAGACAAAAUGUGGCAAGCAAAGUUAUUCCGUAUCAGAUGGGAAGAUGAGAGCCUAAGCAUAACCAGCUGCUUUGAAUGGUUAAAAGGUUAGGCUACAUGCCCUACGUAAACCAUCGCGGGCAUGUAUGAACUGUAUGAGCAGUUGUUACCUACGAAGCUCUACACAAAGGAGAAGACGCAAACCUCCAACGACGGCGAAGUCCUAUGCAGGUUAUGUGGGAAGGUAGCUGAGAGCGUUGCACAUGUACUGGAUAGAUGUUCCUCCCUGGAACAAACCAAGUACCUAUGCAGGCAUAAUGCAGCUUUGAAGAUUCUGUUUUUUGAGCUCCUGCGAGAGAAUGGGUUGAUAGAAGAGGUUCCACCAUGGUACUCAAUCGGUGAUGCCAAAACCAGCCUACCAGAACAGCACGAGUAAGGUGUUUUGGGAUAUUCCCAUCUAUGCAGAGCACAACGAAGUUAGAGCAAAUCGGAUCUAAGCGCAACUUGUCAGCCACGAGAGGAAAGACGUCUGCACAAUUGAAAUGAGCUGCCCGUGGACUGAGAGUAGAGCCAAGAAAGGUGAAGAAAGGACACUCAAGUAUGGGCCCAUGAUGUGGAAGCUGAAGCAGAGAUACAAUGGUUACAGGGUUGAACAGUACAACGUAAUAAUUGACGUACUGGGUGGUUACUCUGAACACCUACUGUAAAUAAGUUGGUGAGGAAGCUAAUAUGAGCGAGAGCACCGGGCGUACUUUAGCGGAUGCAGAAGUCGGUCAUCUCAAACACUUUGAACAUUACCAGAACAUUUAAGAUCAUAAAUACUUUGUUAGGGCGCUAAGGACACCAGAUUUUAAGUUUUUUUUCCCAGAAAUUCAGAAACACAAGUGUCGCAAAACCUGUAUUUACUGAUGUUUUUACUUAGAUUUUAUAGAGUAUGAGUUUGAUAUUAUUCUAGAUAGGCUUCUAGUAGAGUUGACCAUGUUAUGAUGGCCUCGUGUAGGUUUAUAAGAGAAAAUGAGAGUAUAAAAACUGAGUAAUUUUCUAAAUAGGCUUCUAGUAGAGAUAAUUAUAUCAUCAUGCCUUUGCGUAGGUUUUACAAGGUAUAAGAAUUUUAAAAUAUUCUAAAUUGGCUUUUUAAAUAGAGAGAUUCAUAUCAUUAUGUAUUUUAGGAUAGUCUUAGGUCUCGUACCAAACUUUUUCUACUUCUAAGUAUAGUUUCUCAAGUGGUGUAGGUUACGUUAUGCGCCCUAUACUACUUAUAAAGUGGACAUUUUUUUUCUUUCAUUAGGUUCUUAUUCAAGAAACAGGAAAUAGACGACUUCUAGGAGUGGGUGUUGUUGAAAGCGAGUAUGGAAAUCAUGCCAUGCCGGGUUGGCGCAAUGGAACCGUGGGAUAUCACAUUGAUGAUGGACGAAUAUUUGAUGGAAACCCUAAAAAAGGAGUAGAGUGUGAAGGCAAGUGUUUAAUUCAUUAUUCCAUGAAAAGCGACGCAGUGAAAGCAUAUGAUGUAGAGGUUCACUUAGGGGAGACUUGUAUAUUGUUCCAGUGUGCGGACAGAAUUGUAAUGAAAACCCCUUCAAUAGACGCCAUUAGUCUUUUAAUAUUUUUCUUUUUAAUGGGUCUUUGUAUACCCUCUUACUUCUCGUGGUGACAGGUUUACUGAUUAGACGUCCUGUGCCUAUAAUGACUGGUCCGCUUCCAUUCUAGUGCCACUUUAAGCUAUUCUCGUCGCCAGAGCUACUUGGCUUAAUUUGUAGUGGACGAGAGUCAAGACCAAGUGACCAAAAGAAACGACGGGUUCUGGGAACGAGAGAGAUCUUAAACUCACUCGUUACUUGUAUUGCAUGCGCAGUUAGACGUUAUCGGUUAUCGCUCCCUUGAGUUCGUAUGGUGGCCGGCUAGCGCACCAUAACAGGUAUGAAAAGAGCCGAAGCCACGCACCACAGCAAAGAGUUCCUCUUCACUUUAGUAUACCGCGACUCUGCGUCGGUUAAGGCCGUUUGCUACAAAACGCAAUUGACGUCUUGACUUGCAGUAGAGACGCUCCGUGGCCCUUUGUCCAGGCAUCCACCUGGAGGCUGAUUUUUUUGGCUGGAUCAUAGUAAGCCAGCUUUAUGGCAUUUCUAAUGACAAGCAUCGAAACAUCGUUGAUGUGAUGAUGUCUAUUUCAAAACAAUUGCUUCUUUAACCAACUCCCUUAAUUAGGCUUUCAAGGCACUAAGUCUGGAGAUGAACAGGCCUCUUACGUAGCUAACCCGAGGAAUGUUUGCGGCUUCUGUGUAUUGGAAGGGGGUGUCAACUUCUUAAGGGCUUAAACUUUAUCAGGGUCAGGUUGCACCAGAUUGAUCAGCAAAAGCUAAUCGUGCGUUUCCCUUGAUGAAACUUAAAGUCAGUAUCCAGUAGUUUUGCAUCUAACUAUUAUCAUUUCGCGCAAGUAGAUUUUUUUCUUUUGAGCUGCCGUAGACAACAGUAUCAUCGAAGAACCUUAUCAUACCUUUCCCGCCUUCGAAGGUCUGGUCGAUUUUAGCUUGAAACACGCUCCAUGGCAUUUUAAAACCAAAGGGCAUUCGAAAUAAUCAGUAAAGGCCAAGUGGUGAGUUGAAGAUGGUUAUGCAGUUCCGCUCUUCAUCCAGCUCGACAUUUCAAAAUCUAUAUUCGGCAUCGACAUCUGGCACCUCACAGACUGGGGGAUUAUCUUGCAGAGUUAGAGUCAAGUGAUGUUCCAUUGGGAAAGUCUAGUUAGGGUCCUUUGGGUCAAAACUCUCAGCUUGUCACUCGGUUUUCUGCGGUACACCAAGCUGUUGGUCCAUGAAAUGUGUUCGCCUCGUUUCUUGACUUAACAAUUAUACCUUGUACACCAUGACACCUAGCCCCUGUUUGACAUCUUCACGCAGGCUCAGCAAUACGCGUUGUUGGCAGUGGAAAAAGGAGGGUUCUGAAUUGUCCACUGCAAUAUGUUUCUGGGACUGACAUUUUCUAAUUCUAUGAAGGCAAUCAGGAUAUCUGUAUAUUGGAGUGAAAGCUUGUAAUGAGGGUGUGUCUCCUUUAGGCUUGACCAGAGAGAGUAUGGCUAACGCAGGGAUGUUGUAGGGUUUGUCAAAUUCCUCUCCACAGUUUAGGUUGGGUUCAAAAGCUGUUGGAAAACCAAUGAGGGCUGGACCUUCUGCUUCAGUGAAGUCAGGAAGAAGGUUGCUCGCGACAGAUUUUCGGCAAAGGAAUUCAACAUUAUAUCUAAUGUAACGACAGGAAACUUCACUGCGUCAAGCGGCUUUCGGCCUGUCAAACAAAUUUGGCAGGAAAGUCGCACUCGGAGAACAACGGAACUAAAGCUCUUCGCGAGGGCGCGAGAAUUAGAAAAUAGUGAUUUGCUAAUGGAAGUUAUUGACGGGGGAAACUGCAAUUCGGUAGGGCAACUGGCUCGCUGCCGGCACUCGUUACUACUGUCAGAGGUACAGGGUCUAAUUUCCACGUCCCAAGGUACGAAAGGGUGGACAAGAACUGAGACUUCUCUGUAAUGCUGCAACUUCUUCAUUGUAGAGUAAACCUCGUAGAUAGUACUUCACACUGAACAAGCUUGUUGGUAAAUGUCGCAGGUAAUCGAUUUACAACAGUUUAAGCACCACUUUUAUACAGUCUACAGUAAACACAGGUGUUCGAUUAUCACAAAGGAACACAAAAACCUAUUCAAAAAUACACGUGCUAGCUGUACGCGUUACAAUUCGAUUGGUUAGAAGCCUUUUCCUUUAUGGUGAAAGUACAAUACUUUCUAUUUCGGUUCCUAAAUCUUUAGAAAAAACAUGUUGUAAAUCAAGCUGAAUGAAUAGAGCGCAACAGUUGUUCCUUUGAAAUGUUAAAUAUAAUAGUUCUUGUUUAACAAAGAGACAAGUACAGAAGUACACGUGUUCUGUUGAAAUUACAUGUCAGGUGUUCCAAUAUUUGUACACAUGUCACUGCCUGCUAUUUUGCAUUUGGCUAAUACACGUAUUUCAGCUGCGGAGUUUCAGAAAGAUACAAAAGAGUUUUAAAACUUAGAUUUGCUGAGUAGUGCAUAAUUGCUACAAUAACCCUCUGGUAAAACUGAAAGAUAACAUUGAAUAUCGGCUGUGACACUAAAGAACACUUCUCAGCACAAACAGAGAAUUGUAAGCUUAUACUUUUAGAUAGAGAGAGAUUUUUUUAGGUAGAUACGUUUCGUAAUGAAGGUUUCACUUGAUAUCCACAGAUAACAUACGCGUGGACCUCAACCAAAAAUUAAGCAUAAAAAAAAAAAAAAAAAAAAAAAAAAAAAGGUAAUGAAUAAAUAUACAAAAUCAAGAAAGUCCUACUUACAAACAAUAGUUACAAAUAUUAUGGUCAUGAGAGGUACGUUUUAAGUUUCAGCGAAAAUGUAUUGAUCGACUGGGCCUGUUUGAUGUAUUCUGGGAGUUCGUUCCAGCUCCUAGCUACUGAAAACCUGAAAGCAUUUUUGGCCAUACUAGUCCUAACUUUUGGUAGUAUCAAAUUGUGCUUUGCGUUUCUCGUGUCCGCAUAUAUGAAUGUCAAUAGACAUUGUAAACAUAGCUCUUACGUAAUUUACUACAAUAAACUGUAGAAAUUUCUUUGCAGACGCUAUGGCUUACAGGGGGGACUUGGUAAGCUGUACAGUCAAGUUUGAUUUGGCAAAGAAUGGAAAAGUUCCAAUCGCGUUUUACUUGAACGGAAGACAGAUCGAUCAGGACAAUAUAUCGAUGAAGUACACUGGAAGAGAGAAACUGUAUCCCUACAUUGGCAUGGGACACAAAGGAAUAAGAGUGCUGGCAAAGGUGAGAAUUUUUUUUUUUUUUUCGCAUAAGCCAAAGUUAAACUACCAUUUAACUGUAUGAAGCCAGAAUUUAAUCAGUCGGGGAGGUUAUGUCGAUUUGCCAUCGAGGUGUAUCACUGCAUAAACUUUGUGUGUGCUGCACAUGAAUAUGUUGCUGCUACAAGUCGCUCGAGUUCCUCCACUCUAUUCCAUUAAGGCAGCUGAACACAGUUUCUCUAGAAUAUGCAUUUUAACAUCUUUAUGAGGAGGUAUGCAUCCAAUACGCUUUUAAAGAAAAAAGUGCGAGGACAAGCUAAUAAGUCUAAUAGAAAUUUAUCAUGUUUUUGUCGCCUUUGACAUGAUACGUGGACCUUAGCGAGCCCAAAAGUGCUUAGCAUGCGUACUUAGGAAGCAAAGUGUGUUGUUGAUUUUCAUAAGCAAUGUAAAGAAACAACAAUGUCUUAAACUCUAUUCGUUAAAAUUUUACGAAAUUUGACAGAAAUUCUGUUCAUAUCACACUUAGCCAAUAAAAGCCCCAAAAUAAAUAUCGAACAAAGGAGUUUUGUGAUUGUCAUGGUUUCAAUGUACGUUUACCACAUGUAGUAAUUACAUGCGCACGCAUAGAUUCAUAAAAACGUGUUUGUAGUGAACCGCCAUGUUGUCCGGGUGAUGGGAUCUUAA
Molecule: messenger RNA, 43994 nt
Organism: Porites lobata
Lineage: Eukaryota; Metazoa; Cnidaria; Anthozoa; Scleractinia; Poritidae
Source: the annotation of a GenBank genome assembly